Gadus morhua (Atlantic cod) is the source of this 1109-nucleotide messenger RNA. RefSeq names its product leucine-rich repeat-containing protein 15-like. Gene Ontology annotation, cellular component: extracellular matrix. The record is from RefSeq and is a predicted model, not a curated record. Lineage: Eukaryota; Metazoa; Chordata; Actinopteri; Gadiformes; Gadidae. Gene Ontology annotation, molecular function: protein binding.
UAAUUUACCGGCCAAAGGGGGCAGAAAUUGAUUUUUUUUAUUCUUACACGUAGACCCUUUAAGCAUUGUGCAAAGCAUUACAAUAUGAAUACCGAAUCAUCAUUCUACACAUAUAAAUAUAUAUUAUUUUUUUUCUUUAUUAGGUUCCUGGACCAAAAUUGAUCUCAUCCAAUGCAACAAUGAGAAGUGUAUGCCGUUGAACCAAAAGCUAUCCAGAUUGAAAAACAUACCCAGGAAUUAGCCUAGCAGCUUCUCCUGAAAUCAAUAUUGAUCAAAAUGGCUAUUUCAACAAGCAAACUGUUGAUAUUAACAUUGGGACAUUUAGUAAACUUCUCUUAUCAGUACAGCUUUCAAAAUUGCAAUGGAGCUGAAAACUCAAAUAAUCAAACAUUUGUUUGCUACAAUCGCCACAACAUGAACAUAUCUAGAAUUGUGGGUGACCUGCCAGCGUCUGCCCUCAACAUCACCAUCCCCUUUAAUCAAGUCUCCUACAUUCCCACAGGGAGCUUUCAACGUUUUUUAAAACUGGAAAAACUUAACUUGGGCCACAACCAAUUAAAGUUGAUUGACGGGCUGGUUUUCCGGAACCUGCAUCACCUUAAGUCCCUCAAUUUGUCCAUAUCAAAACUCAACAGCUCAGUUUUCCAUGACCUUGACAACCUCACUUCUCUGUCACUGGAAAGUAACUCGUUGACUGAUCUCCCAGAGAGUCUCUUCCUCAGCACCCCUCGCCUGAAUACCUUGAACCUAAGAGAAAACCAUCUGAACAAUUUCUCUGUCAUUGCGCAAUCCAUUUCAGCCCUAAACAAUCUGACAAACCUAGAUCUUUGCUUUAACAAAUUGACAUCACUCAGUAAUUUAAACAUUGUAUUGCCUGAAAGCCUCACUUCAUUGUAUGCAUGUGGAAAUAAGUUGUCAUUGUGUUCAUUUCUCAUACACAUCAAGCGCCUAGAUUUAUCACACAACUUUGCACUCUCGACUAAUGCUUUCAAAGGAGUAAACCUAACACAGAUACGCUAUUUACGGAUGUAGAGUUUUCGAAUAAGAACAAUGUUAAUGCUAAGUAUGUGGACUUCUCUGGCUUGGGCUUAACCAACACAAGUCUGAUC